UUUGUAUAUAUACGCUCUUCUCGCCUUCGUUCCGGUUCCCGAUUGGCUCUCAAUUUCUUAUCCAGGCAAGGCGGCUAUGGCAGAAACGCUUCCUCCCCACGGUAAUGGCUUCAAGGAGACGGCGGUGCACGAGCAGACUGACCUUUCCCAUGGAGGCAAGGUUGAGGUGAUGGACGUUUCCGAUCUCCCUCCCUUUGGUGAUGGCCGCCUCAAGACCAUGACGCCCGAGCAGGAAGAGCUUUACCGCAGACAAGUCGCCGAAAGCGAUGGUUUCGAGGUUGGUGAUUUUGGGGAUGUUGUGGACUUCAUGAUUCGACCUCUGCCGGUAGAUGAUGAACUGAGGGGCAGAGAUCACUACAUUAUCACCUUGGAUAAAGUUGUUGAGAACUACAACUCUAACAGCAUCAAUGCCACAAAAAUAUGCGAUCCCUAUAUUCUGAAGUUAAAUAUCGACAUUGGAGGAGGUCCUAUGCUUUAUAUUACUUUCUCGGCCCGUGAUAUUGUCGAUGACAAUGCUGCCGGCGAUGCUGCUGAGCCGAAAGUUUAUCGAGCGAAGGUGCUGACGAUAUUUCCAGUUCAUAAAUCUGUUGUCUUCUUCUGCAGGUUCAAAGAAACAUUGUCAGAAUGGGAGAGCAGAACCCGUGGAAAGGCACCUUCUGAAGCCUCCUGCUGAUCAUUGAAGAAGAUUGGGUGGGAAUGCCCCCAUAAUGAACUUUGUUUUCGUCUAGCUCGGUUUUGUAGAACUUCAGUUGCUGGUGCACUAAUUAGUUGGCUUUGUAGGCCUUUGGUUUGCCGGUGAACUAAUAAAGUAGACGUAUGUGUUGCACCGUUGUUGAUAUAAUUCGUUUUUAGGUUGGCUGGAAUUGUGUUGUGAGGGAGGAUGGAUAGAGAGCGUCGUCUACUUGUUCCUUCAUGAUGUUUACGUAUCUUUUCACAUGAAUUUCUAGCUCCAAGUUGGGCCUGCGUGCUUAUGAACGAUUAGAAAGAUUCUGAUA
Molecule: messenger RNA, 995 nt
Organism: Punica granatum (pomegranate)
Lineage: Eukaryota; Viridiplantae; Streptophyta; Magnoliopsida; Myrtales; Lythraceae
Source: RefSeq, a predicted model, not a curated record